Molecule: messenger RNA, 609 nt
Organism: Botrytis porri
Lineage: Eukaryota; Fungi; Ascomycota; Leotiomycetes; Helotiales; Sclerotiniaceae
Exons: 4
Coding region: 1-609 (202 amino acids)
Source: RefSeq, a predicted model, not a curated record
AUGUUCAAUUCUACUGCUACAAAUUCUUCCAAUGCGUGUAUAACUCUUCCACCACUUUUGAAUUUGGUGUCACCUUUUACCUCUUCAUAUCAAAACACAAGCCUUCCACCGCUUCCUGACGUGCUGUCAAAUCCUACUACUGCAGUUCUCUUGCCCAAUACAUCUAGUACAACCCUGUGUCUCACAAGACGCAACUGCCAUAACACAUUUGAACAUACUCAGAGUCUGGAGUCAAAGGGAGACAAGAUUUCUUUGCCAUCAGUUUCAGAGAUCACCACUGGUACAUUCCUUGAGUACAAUGGUAUUAGUCAGAAGUAUAGUACGACAACGCAUCCGUUUCAAUGCACAAAUUGUAGCAGAAGAUUCAGAUGGGAGUAUCAUUUGACGGCACAUUCCAGAACUCAUCAGGCAGAUCCAAAAAGAUAUUGCUGUCUUAACUGCCCAGCUGGAAAAAUAUUCGCUAGCAAGAAAGGUCUAGCUCAACAUUUGAAUACAAAACUACACAACUCUAAAUAUUCAACCCAAUUACGAAUGAAGAACAUGAAAUGCUCUGUCAGUCAUGAAUUGAAUGACAAUUAUGAUGAUUCAUACUCACUAGCAGUCAAAUAA